Messenger RNA from Saccostrea echinata, 1495 nucleotides. Its product is annotated as dynactin subunit 2-like. Bases 47 to 1249 code for a protein of 400 amino acids. The record is from RefSeq and is a predicted model, not a curated record. Gene Ontology annotation, cellular component: cytoplasm; centrosome; dynactin complex. Gene Ontology annotation, biological process: mitotic spindle organization. The transcript has 12 exons. NCBI's taxonomy places the organism in Eukaryota, Metazoa, Mollusca, Bivalvia, Ostreida, Ostreidae.
AUAUUGACUCAUUGAAACUGCAGACAGAUAGGAAAGGUACACAGUGAUGGCAGACCCAAAAUAUGCCAAUCUUCCAGGAAUUGAUCAUGACGCCCCUGAUGUUUAUGAAACAGAAGACUUGCCAGAAGAUGACCAAGCCAUGCAGCUACCACAGGAGGAAGCAAGUGAUAAUAUAGAAAAAUUAACACUGGACACUAAUGCUGCCCUGGGAAAAUUCAAAGGGUCAGAGGUCAAAGCUGAUGAACUAGAUUUCUCUGAUAGAAUAACUGGGUCAAGAAGGACAGGAUAUGAUAUUGAAAAGACAGAAUAUGAAAUGUUGGAAGAUGGGUCCAGCAAGAUAGAAACCCCACAACAAAAGUUUCAGAGACUCCAGCAUGAGAUUCGCGAGCUUGGGGAGGAAGUUCAUACCAUCAAGGAGAAUGUGAAAAAGGAGGUCACAGCUAACAAGACCUCCCCUGUGGACCUCAGUAAGCAACUGGAGUAUCUACAACACCAACUCAAUGACCUUCACCUUGAGAAACUUUUAGGACCAGAGGCCAAGGUUGAUUUAUCAGAUCCUCAAGGUCAACUGCAGAAGCGCCUUUUGACAGAACUGGCUGCUUAUAAACCAACAGAGGGAAAGCCAGCAUCAGGUGCCAAAACAGGAAGUGGAUGUGUGACCUAUGAACUUUUCUACAGACCAGAGCAAGCCCAGUUCAGCAGAAAUGCCAGACUGGCCAAACUGGAGGAGAGACUAGAGAGAUUAGAAGCUGUGCUGGGCCAGAGCUCAGACAAAGUGGGAAUACUUACAGCAGACACUGAUAACAAAGGUGUAGUGGAGUCUGUUGGAGUUCUUAACUCAAAACUUUCCCUGUUGGAGCCCAGUAAUAUUGACCAAGUUGAUGUUCGACUAGCAAGUGUUCUUCAGAAGCUGAAUCAGAUAGCCGACAAGAAAACGGGGCAAGCUGACCUAGAAAGACAAAAUAAGGUAUCAGAACUGUAUGAUAUGGUGAAGAAAUGGGAUUCAGUGAGAGAUACUCUUCCACAUGUGGUGGACAGACUUGUGUCUCUAAAAGAACUUCAUGAACAAGCCUUACAAUUUAGUCAGCUGUUGUCCCAUCUGGAUACAGCACAACAGGAGAUUACAACAACGCUGGCUGCUCAUGGUGAUAUGAUGAAACAGCUUCAAGUGAUGUUUCAAGAAAAUAGUAAAACAGUGAAGUCUAAUUGCGAGAGUUUAGAUCAGCGAUUAAAAGCUCUGGGCAAGUGAUUUCUGUGUAGAAUAUAAACAAUUUCUAAGUGUACAUUAACCUGAGUUGUCAUGGUGCCGAAUCUCUCAGCAUCAGGUGUUAGUAAAAUCUUGUUCUAAUUAUGUAUUGGUUGUUACAUCAUGGAUCAAAUAUUGCAUUUUUCAUUGAACAAUUCUUCAGAUUGUAUAAAUUUGCUGGAAAGAAAGAUUAAUUUAUUAUUAGUUUUAUAUUGUAGCUGUGGAUUUUUAUGUAGGCCUACUGCAUUA